This is a messenger RNA of Glossina fuscipes, 684 nucleotides long. RefSeq names its product 60S ribosomal protein L11 (gene RpL11). Gene Ontology annotation, molecular function: structural constituent of ribosome; RNA binding. Lineage: Eukaryota; Metazoa; Arthropoda; Insecta; Diptera; Glossinidae. The record is from RefSeq and is a predicted model, not a curated record. Gene Ontology annotation, biological process: translation. Gene Ontology annotation, cellular component: ribosome; cytosolic large ribosomal subunit. The coding region runs from base 82 to 651 and encodes 189 amino acids. The transcript is spliced from 4 exons.
AGAUGGCAGUUGUCAUUUUCAAGCAAGUUCACUGAACAUUAGUUGACAGCUGGUAAAGUUUCUUUCUUUCCGAAUAUCAAAAUGACGGCCGCCGCUAAAGCAGAACCGGUGAAAAAAAUUAAGCGAGAUCCUGCUAAGAAUCCUAUGAGAGAAUUGCACAUUAGGAAAUUAUGUUUGAAUAUAUGUGUAGGUGAAUCUGGUGAUAGACUUACUCGUGCCGCUAAGGUAUUGGAACAAUUGACUGGUCAGCAGCCAGUUUUUUCAAAAGCACGUUACACUGUGCGAUCGUUCGGUAUUCGCCGUAAUGAGAAAAUUGCCGUGCACUGUACGGUACGUGGCGCUAAAGCUGAAGAGAUUUUGGAACGAGGUCUUAAAGUGCGCGAAUAUGAGUUGAGACGUGAUAAUUUUUCGACCACCGGCAAUUUUGGUUUCGGUAUACAAGAACAUAUCGAUUUGGGCAUCAAAUACGAUCCAUCAAUCGGUAUUUACGGUUUGGAUUUCUAUGUAGUCCUUGGUCGUCCAGGUUAUAAUGUUGCUCAUAGGAAACGUAAGGCGGGCAAAGUUGGUUACCCUCAUCGCCUUACCAAAGAGGACGCAAUGAAAUGGUUCCAGCAGAAAUAUGAUGGCAUUAUUCUUAAUAGUAAAAAAUAAAAAAAGCAAAAGUUAUUUCCUUUUCCAUAUAAA